Molecule: messenger RNA, 1227 nt
Organism: Phyllostomus hastatus (greater spear-nosed bat)
Lineage: Eukaryota; Metazoa; Chordata; Mammalia; Chiroptera; Phyllostomidae
Gene: TMX1
Product: thioredoxin related transmembrane protein 1
Exons: 8
Coding region: 91-927 (278 amino acids)
Source: RefSeq, a predicted model, not a curated record
UGAGCAGAUCAUCCCGCGAGGGCGGAAGUGAGGGGCCGGUCCUGGGAGGUGGGGGCUAUCGCGGUUACUGGGGGUGGGCGAGCGGCCGACAUGGCGACCCCCGGGAGUCUUGUAGUUCCCGUGGCAGUGCUGGUGCUGUUGCUUUGCGGGGCUCCCUGGGCCCACGGACGGCGGAGCGACGUGCGCGUCGUCACGGACGAGAACUGGAGAGAGUUGCUGGAAGGAGAGUGGAUGAUAGAAUUUUAUGCACCAUGGUGUCCUGCUUGUCAGAAUCUUCAGCCAGAAUGGGAAAGUUUUGCUGAAUGGGGAGAAGAUCUUGAGGUUCAUGUUGCAAAAGUAGAUGUUACAGAGCAGCCAGGACUGAGUGGACGAUUUAUCAUAACUGCUCUUCCUACUAUUUAUCAUUGUAAAGAUGGUGAAUUUAGGCGCUAUCAGGGCCCAAGGACUAAGAAGGACUUCAUAAACUUUGUAAGUGACAGAGAGUGGAAGAGUAUUGAACCUGUUUCAUCAUGGUUUGGUCCAGGUUCUAUUCUGAUGAGUAGUAUGUCAGCUCUCUUUCAGCUAUCUAUGUGGAUCAGGACUUGCCAUAACUAUUUUAUUGAGGACCUUGGAUUACCAGUAUGGGGAUCAUACACAGUUUUUGCUUUAGCAACUCUGCUUUCAGGACUAUUACUAGGACUCUGUAUGAUAUUUGUGGCAGAUUGUCUUUGUCCUUCAAAAAGGCGCCGACCACAGCCAUACCCUUCCAAAAAAUUAUUACCAGAAUCUUCUCAACCUUUGAAAAAAGUGGAGGAGGAACAUGAGGCUGAUGAAGAAGAUGUUUCAGAAGAGGACACUGAACAUAAAGAAGGAACAAAUAAAGACUUUCCACAGAAUGCCAUAAGACAACGUUCUGUGGGUCCUUCAUGGGCCACAGAUAAAUCUUAGUUAAUUUUUAUAAAUAUCUUAAUAUAAUUUGGACAGAAACAGAAAAUUAAUCAUUUCUUUUGGUUUGAAGUGAACUGUGACUUGUUCCUUGCAGGAUUCCAUCUAUUUUGUCAUUAGAUUGAAAGGUCUCCCUUUAGAAAAGAAAUGGAGCAUUAUGUGAAAAGUUUGAAGUAGGAUAUAACAGCAGUAUGGUGGUUUAAACAGUUCUUUAAAUCUUAUUGCUGGUGCCAAGCAAUAAGAUUUGUGUGUUUGUUUAAUAAUGACCUUUUUCAUAAUAAAAUUUUUGAGGUUGAAAAAUUA